This is a messenger RNA of Mytilus trossulus (common blue mussel), 1461 nucleotides long. RefSeq names its product tyrosinase-like protein 1. Gene Ontology annotation, molecular function: oxidoreductase activity. The coding region runs from base 71 to 1420 and encodes 449 amino acids. Lineage: Eukaryota; Metazoa; Mollusca; Bivalvia; Mytilida; Mytilidae. The record is from RefSeq and is a predicted model, not a curated record. The transcript is spliced from 4 exons.
UUAUGUGCAUAAUCAACAAAGUACUAACAAAAGUCAUUUGUUUAGGGUCUUCGAUAGAUUUGGAAGUAGGAUGGGUCUCGAGAGAACAUGGGGCAGUCUAUUGUUGACUGUGUUACUGGUGGCUUUCCUCCCAAACAUCUCAAGUUUACAAACAAAUUCCACUGGUCAUGUAACAGAUUGUUUUGAGAGAGGCAUCAAUAUAAAAUGUUUCAAGAAAUUUCUACAACCGGCAGCAGUUACGCUUAAUGACACAAGUUCCACAAAUUUCCUAAAUGCAUUGUAUCGGAAGAUAAACAGUGAGGCGGAUACAGCUUCUAAAUCUCGCCAUAAACGAAGGGCUGCUAAAAAACUAGUACGACGGGAAAUAAGAGCAGGUCCAUACGAAACCAACUUUCUAUGGUAUGCACUUGCUGUACAGAGGCUAAAAAAUCAUUUUGGAAUUCGCUCAGAUAGGAGUACCUAUGACAUCAUUGCAAUGAUUCACACAGGUAGUCCUCAAGAACACAGAGGGCCAGCUUUCUUCUCGUGGCACAGAAUUUAUUUGUUGUUAUAUGAAGCUGCAUUGCAAUCUGUUUUUGGUCCAGGUGUAACUACUCCAUACUGGGACUCCACGUUAGAUGAAGCUAUGGGAAAACGUCAAGCAAGAACCAUUUUGUUUUCAAACAAAUAUUUUGGGACACCUUUUGGCGAGGUUACCGAAGGAUUUUUUGCAAACUUACCUGGAGCUAAAAUAAGACGUAAUAUCGGUGCGACUGCAAACCUUAUUACUAAGAAAGCAGUUGCGCUUGUUCUUUCAAGAAAAAGGCAUAGUCAGAUUGUGCGAAGGGAAAAAAUGAAGUAUUUUUGGGAAGGAUAUCACAACAGUGUACACCGUUGGGUAGAUGGAAAUAUGGCAAGCGGGAUGAUUGCUGCUUUCGAUCCAAUAUUCUGGUGUCAUCAUGCGUAUGUUGACUACGUCUGGGAAUUAUUUAGAAAACGCAUUCGGAAUGCCCCUGCAGAUUAUCCAUUAGGAUUUCCAGAGCACCCUCCAGAUGGUCAAAUGAGAUUUAACAGUUACAUAUACCAACCAAAUCCACCGAUUACAAAUCAACAAGGUUACAGUAACAAAUAUGCGCGUCUUCGACGAUAUGAUUCCGCGCCAUCAUGCAAAAAUCUUUGUUCAAAUAGUGAAGAUCUAUACUGUAACAGAGAGAAAGAUAUAUGUGUAUCUCUGGAGAGAGUAAGUGAAGAAACAAUUGUACAAGAUGCAAUCGCAUACCCGUUUGCUGCCUUAAGUGUACCUCAAGGCCCAGAUAAUAUAACAUUACAAGGUAUAAAACAAGCUAUACUGCAAGAAAUACCGGCUGGGACUCCUCUAAAUUUGUUUGAGGUAAAUGAUAUCUCUCCUAACACUCGUGCUAUUUCUGUUUUCGACGUUUAAAAUACUGUUGUAUUAAUGUUAUUAAACAUUGGCACAUGCUU